Molecule: messenger RNA, 675 nt
Organism: Penicillium vulpinum
Lineage: Eukaryota; Fungi; Ascomycota; Eurotiomycetes; Eurotiales; Aspergillaceae
Product: esterase/lipase family protein
Exons: 1
Coding region: 1-675 (224 amino acids)
Biological process (GO): lipid catabolic process
Molecular function (GO): lipase activity
Source: RefSeq, a predicted model, not a curated record
AUGCCUUCAUUCACCAAGUUGGCGCUCUCUGCCCUCGCGAUUACCACAGCCCUCGCAACAGGAACCAACGAUUUCUCCUGCCAAAGCUCUCACAAUCCAGUCGUCCUCCUGCACGGACUUGGCGCCACAUUUUAUGAAGAUCUGAACUUCAUGCAGUACUGGCUGCAAACCCAAGGCUUCUGCACGUACGCGAUCACAUAUGGCGCACAUGAUGGCUUCCCAUUGCUUGGCGGCCUGAAGGCAAUCAACGAGAGUGCCCCCGAAAUCGCCGCGUACAUUAAAGAAGUUGUGCAAAAGACCGGAAAGAGCAAAGUUGACCUAGUGGGUCACUCUGAGGGUGCGUUCCAAGCUCUCUACGUGCCUAAGUUCGAGGGCGUCGCCCACCUCGUCGACAAGAUCGCAUCUAUCGCACCACCUACCCAUGCCACUACAUUUGCCAACAUCUACGACCUCGCAUACUUGUUUGGCAACGCGUCGCGCGAACUCGUGGGCGAAGUGCUCGAUACUCUCGGCUGCCCUGCUUGUGACGAUCUCGGCCCUGAUGGCGCAGCCGUUUUGCGCUUGAACGACGGUACCCCCAUCGCGCAGCCCGGUAACAGUAUCACUAUCAUCGCGUCCAAGUAUGAUGAGCUGGUUACCCCCCUUCCACAUCUUUCAUCAAUGAGGACGGCGUGA